AUGUGUCGAUCGGCAGUUUUUCUGAUAUUUCUAGCAAUUGAAUCAAUUCACGGACAGGGAAACGACUGGCUUUGUGAAUCUCUGAUUUGUGAUCCUCCGAAAAAGUGUAUUAUUCACGAGCAGGUACCUCAAUGCCUCGUCGAGAGCACACCUACUCCACCUUUAUUCGGAACAAUAAAUGGUGGACAACCACUAUUUCCAAACCCCUCACAAACACAAACUUCAUCAAAUAUACCAUCACCUUUAGCUCCUACACCUACUGUCCCGCCAAGCACACAAUCUCCACAAACCACUACCCCUCCGUCACCAUUUGCCCCAUUUUUGAAUCUAUUCGGAGGAGGAACACCGGGAGCACCAACACCAACAUUAAUUCCUCCAUUCAUGCUUCCAACUCUACCAACAACUGCUCCACCAACUACACCAAGUCCAGUUGAUGUAUGUUCUCUACCACCAGUUACCGGAUCAUGUAGUCGUGCAAGAAUUAUGUGGUAUUACGACAAUGAAUCUAGAAGAUGUGAACGAUUUAGUUGGAGUGGGUGCGGAAAUCAGAAUCGAUUUGCGAGCAAGAUGCAGUGUGAACAAACUUGCUCACAAAAUUCACUUUUUAAAAGAAACUUUUGAAGUAUUGUUAGAGAUAAGCUUUUUGUUUAUUAUUUUAUGUUUCUGUACAUAUUUUUUUACUUUUUAAUUUCAAUAAAUCAAACUCACUU
This is a messenger RNA of Caenorhabditis elegans, 710 nucleotides long. It is a transcript of the gene C49H3.16, whose product is annotated as BPTI/Kunitz inhibitor domain-containing protein. Gene Ontology annotation, molecular function: endopeptidase inhibitor activity; serine-type endopeptidase inhibitor activity. Lineage: Eukaryota; Metazoa; Nematoda; Chromadorea; Rhabditida; Rhabditidae. The transcript has 3 exons. Gene Ontology annotation, cellular component: extracellular region. The coding region runs from base 1 to 621 and encodes 206 amino acids. The record is from RefSeq and is marked reviewed.